Messenger RNA from Scomber scombrus (Atlantic mackerel), 3741 nucleotides. It is a transcript of the gene myo1eb, whose product is annotated as myosin IEb. Gene Ontology annotation, molecular function: actin filament binding; ATP binding; microfilament motor activity. Lineage: Eukaryota; Metazoa; Chordata; Actinopteri; Scombriformes; Scombridae. Gene Ontology annotation, cellular component: vesicle; actin cytoskeleton; cytoplasm. Gene Ontology annotation, biological process: actin filament organization; vesicle transport along actin filament. The record is from RefSeq and is a predicted model, not a curated record.
GAAGAAGGAAAAGAGGAGAAAAAAAAUGUUCAGAGCAACAGAAUUAGUCUGAACUGAUCUGAACUGAUCCGGGUUCUGGUUCUGAUCACCUGGAUUACCUGGAUCACCUGGAUCACCUGGGUCACCUGGCUGACUGAAGACGUCUUAACUUUUACCUGGAGCAGGAAGUGAGAGCAGAGCAGUAAACAUGGGCAGUAAGGAGCGAUAUCAUUGGCAGGCUCAGAACGUGAAGGUGAGCGGCGUGGACGACAUGGUGCUGCUGUCCAAGAUCAGCGAGGACGCCAUCACAGAGAACCUGAAGAAGAGAUACAACGACGACUACAUCUUCACCUACAUCGGUCCGGUUCUGAUCUCAGUGAAUCCGUUUAAACAGCUUCCUUAUUUCACUGACAGAGAAGUGGAGCUUUACCAGGGAGCUGCUCAGUAUGAGAACCCCCCCCACAUCUACGCCCUGGCUGACAACAUGUACCGCAACAUGAUGAUUGACAGCGAGAACCAGUGUGUCAUCAUCAGCGGUGAGAGCGGCGCCGGAAAAACUGUCGCUGCCAAAUACAUCAUGAGCUACGUGUCCAAGGUGUCUGGAGGAGGAGACAAAGUCCAGCAUGUUAAAGACAUCAUCCUGCAGUCCAAUCCUCUGCUGGAAGCCUUCGGCAACGCCAAGACCGUCCGCAACAACAACUCCAGCAGAUUCGGAAAAUACUUUGAGAUCCAGUUCAGUCGAGGAGGCGCUCCUGAUGGCGGGAAAAUCUCCAACUUUUUACUGGAGAAAACCCGAGUGGUUUCACAAAACCCUGGAGAGAGAAACUUCCACAUCUACUAUCAGCUGUUGACAGGGGCCAAUGAGCAGCAGAGGGAGAACCUUGGGGUCACGACCCCCGACUACUACUACUACCUCAACCAAUCAGGAACCUACACGGUGGAGGACGUCAAUGACAAGAAGGAGUUCUCCGAUACUAUGGAGGCGAUGUCAGUAGUGGGUCUGUCUGUAGAGGAACAGGACUCGGUUCUUCAGCUGGUUGCAGGAAUUAUUCAUCUGGGAAACAUCAGCUUCAGAGAGGAAAACAAUUACGCUGUGGUUGAAAGCCAGGACUUCCUGGCGUUCCCGUCCUUCCUGCUGGGAAUCUCUCAGGACGGUCUCUGCAGUAAACUCACCAGCAGGAUUAUGGACAGUAAGUGGGGAGGGAAGACCGAGUCCAUCUCCGUCACCCUGAACACGGAGCAGGCCUGUUUCACCAGAGACGCCCUGUCCAAAGCGCUCUACACACGACUCUUUGACUUCCUGGUUGACUGUAUUAAUAAAGCCAUACAGAAGGACCAGGAGGAGCUGAACAUCGGCGUGCUCGACAUUUACGGCUUUGAGAUCUUCCAGAAAAAUGGUUUUGAGCAGUUCUGCAUCAACUUCGUCAACGAGAAGCUGCAGCAGAUUUUCAUCGAACUCACACUGAAGGCAGAACAGGAGGAAUACGUCCAGGAGGGAAUCAAAUGGUCGCCCAUCGAGUAUUUCAACAACAAGGUGGUCUGUGACCUCAUCGAGUCCAAACUGAAUCCUCCUGGGGUCAUGAGCAUCCUGGACGAUGUGUGUGCAACGAUGCACGCUAAAGGUGAGGGGGCGGACCAGACGCUGCUGCAGAAGCUGCAGGGACAGAUCGGAUCACACGAACACUUCAGCAGCUGGAACAGAGGAUUCAUCGUCCACCACUACGCUGGGAAGGUGUCGUAUGAUGUCGGUGGUUUCUGUGAAAGGAACAGAGACGUGUUAUUUAAUGACAUCAUCGAGCUGAUGCAGAGCAGCGAAUUUCCGUUCAUCAGAGCUCUGUUUCCUGAGAACCUGGAGGCUGAGAAGAGAGGGCGUCCGAGCACCGCCAGCAGCAAGAUCAAGAAACAAGCCAACACUCUGGUCCAGACCCUGAUGAAGUGCACUCCACACUACAUCCGCUGCAUCAAACCCAACGAGACCAAACGUCCUCGGGACUGGGAGGAGAACCGGGUCAGACAUCAGGUGGAGUACUUGGGACUCCGCGAGAACAUCCGGGUCCGUCGCGCAGGAUAUGCUUACCGCCGAGCCUUCAACAAGUUCCUGCACAGGUACGCCAUCCUGACCAGGGAGACGUGGCCAAGCUGGAGGGGCGAGGAGCGUAAGGGAGUCCUUCAUCUCCUCAACUGUGUCAACAUGGACCAGGACCAGUUCCAGCUGGGCAAGGCUAAAGUCUUCAUCAAAGCUCCAGAGUCUCUGUUCUUGUUGGAGGAGAUGAGGGAGAGGAAGUACAACGGUUACGCUCGGGUCAUCCAGAAAGCUUGGCGCAAACACAUCGCUGUCCGCAAGUACGUCCAGAUGAGGGAGGAAGCGUCGGAUGUCCUGCUGAACAAGAAGGAGCGCCGCAGAAACAGCCUCAACAGGAACUUUGUGGGAGAUUACAUCGGGACAGACAACCAUCCAGAGAUCCGGCAGUUUGUCGGCCGCAGAGAGAAGAUUGAAUUUGCUGAUGUUGUGGUGAAAUAUGACCGCCGGUUCAGGUCUGUGAAGCGUGACCUCAUCCUGACCCCGAAGUUCCUGUACAUGAUUGGUCGAGAGAAGGUGAAGCAGGGUCCCGAUAAAGGUCAGAUCCAAGAGGUUCUCAAGAGGAAGAUCGAGCUCAACAAGAUCCAGUCUGUUUCCCUAAGCACUCUGCAGGACGACUUCUUCAUCAUCCACGAGGAAGAGUAUGACAGCGUUCUCCAGAGUGUCUUUAAAACCGAGUUCCUCAGUCUGCUGGUGAAACGUUACCAGGACAAAACUCAGAAGAAGCUGCCGCUCAAAUUUAACAACCUUCUGGAGUUCAAGGUGAAGAAAGGCGGCUGGGGUCCAUUCAGCUCUGCAGGGUCCAGACAGAUCCAGUUCCAGAUGGGUCAGGGGGACGAGGUAGUCCUGAAGCCCAGUGGAAAGGUCCUGCAGGUCUCUAUUGGACCGGGUCUGCCCAAAAACUCCAGACCGACCAGGAGGGACAAGCGUAAGAGCCGCUACAUGGGUAACCAGGGUCCGCCCAGCAGCCAGUACAACUCAGACCCUCGACCCAGAGGGGGCGGCGCUCCCAGAGGAGGCCCCGCCUCCUCCAGAGGAACCCUGCUGAGACAGCAGUCCAGCAUGGAUCAGCCCAGUCUGCCCCGCCACCAGAGCCACCAUCGCCCUGACAACAGGCCCGCCCAUAAUCACGACAUGGGCUUCAUGGACGUCCCCGAUCAGGGUGCCGCAGGGCUGCAGCGCCGGCGGUCCAAGGAGUUUAGACCGGUUCCUGGAACAGGUCGACCCAAACCAGCUCCCAAACCGAAGCCACGGUCUCCACAGUGCAGAGCUCUGUACGCCUACGACGCCCAGGACACUGACGAGCUCAGCUUUAACACCGAUGACGUCAUCGAGAUACUCACUGAAGAUCCGUCGGGUUGGUGGUACGGCCGGCUGCGUGGCAGGGAGGGGAUGUUCCCCGGAAACUAUGUGGAGAAGAUCUAGGCCUGCUCUCCAGGGUCAAAGGUCACUGGCCUGCUGUUCCAGUUGGGGUCAGAGGUCACCGGAGCUUUCCACACAUCAGCUGAGAGGAAACAGCUGAUUACUGAAUAUUAAUUAAAAACAUUUUGUUUGAGUCAGAGUCACGGCUGUCAGCCAACCAGAGCUGCAGCUGCAUUGUCCCCAAAGGUCAAAGGUCAGAGUUUGGUGCUCCUACCUGCAGACUGCUGGACUGAACGUGUGUGUGUGUGUCCCCGUAACAC